Messenger RNA from Halteromyces radiatus, 2301 nucleotides. RefSeq names its product E1-like protein-activating enzyme Gsa7p/Apg7p. Gene Ontology annotation, cellular component: phagophore assembly site; cytoplasm. Gene Ontology annotation, molecular function: Atg12 activating enzyme activity; Atg8 activating enzyme activity. NCBI's taxonomy places the organism in Eukaryota, Fungi, Mucoromycota, Mucoromycetes, Mucorales, Cunninghamellaceae. Gene Ontology annotation, biological process: piecemeal microautophagy of the nucleus; autophagy of mitochondrion; C-terminal protein lipidation. The coding region runs from base 173 to 2125 and encodes 650 amino acids. The transcript is spliced from 11 exons. The record is from RefSeq and is a predicted model, not a curated record.
AGGAAGGGGAUCAUUGAUUUCAUGUGAAAAGAAAAAAAAAAAAGUGAGGUGAUUUCAAGUUGUUUUAUAUAAUUUAUUUAUUAUUUGAAUAUAUAGUUUCAUCUCUUACUUUUAAAUCAUCAUAUAUUGUUGAUAGGGUGGGGAAAAAAAAAAAGCAUGAUUGAAAAUACUUAUGCGAAUUCAUAACCGUGAGAAGGCUAUUGAUGCUACUUUUUGGCAUUCUUUAGUUGAUAAAAAAUUAAAUAUUAUUCAAUUAUCUCAAGAACCUCAAACAUUACAAGCUUAUUAUUCUAUUGGAAAAAGAACAACUAAUGAUACUAUUUUACCUCCUCAAUUAUGUAUACCUGGUCAAGCACUUGAACAACAACAACAAAAAGAAAAUAGACCUUCUUUUACUAUACCCACUAAAGGAACAUUGAUUAAUACAAAUACAUUAGAACAAUUUCAAACUAUGGAUAAGAAAAUAUUAUUUGAUCAAACUGCGGAAAAGAUAUGGCAAUCAAUUCAAACUGGUAAAGAGAUAAGUGAUCCUUCUAUACUUACUUCUUUCUUAAUGGUCACAUUUGCUGAUUUAAAGAAAUACAAGUUUUAUUAUUGGUUUGCUUUUCCUGCCAUCAUUCCAUCAUCACCUUGGUUAGUAUCUAAUUUACAAUCUAUUGAUCAAAUUUUUACUCCACAUCAGAUAACAUCUUUAGCAACAUCAUAUCAUCGUCUUAAUCAACCACCUUUCUUUUUGAUUGAAACUCAAUCGGAUGAUACCCUACAACUUUAUCCUUUGAAUCAUUUAUCAACUUGUCUUCCGACAAUGAUGCUUACUUUGGGAUUUGCUGAUCCGUCUUGUUCCCCUUUGACACCUGGUUGGCCAUUACGAAAUCUAUUGGCUUGGGCACAUCAUACUUUUCCUGACUUGGUUCAUCGACCCUUUAGAAUUGUGUGUUACCGUGAAUCACUUUCCAAAUUAGAUGCUAUGCACUCUUUAGUUAUUCAUGCUGAAUUUCCUUCUCAAGCUACUUUUCCUCAACCAGUCAAAUCUGUUGGGUGGGAAAGAAACGUGCAAGGGAAACUUGGUCCAAGGAUGGCUGAUUUAAGUCCAUUGAUGGAUCCAACAAGAUUGGCUGAUACUUCAGUAGACUUAAAUUUGAAAUUAAUGCGAUGGAGAGUCAUGCCUAGUUUGAAUUUGGAUAAGAUCAAGCAAACGAAAUGUUUAUUACUUGGUGCUGGUACUCUCGGUUGUUAUGUAGCUCGAUCAUUAUUGGGUUGGGGUGUACGACAUAUUACAUUUGUGGACAAUGGUCGAGUUUCCUUUUCUAAUCCUGUUCGUCAACCCCUUUAUCGUUUUGAAGAUUGUUUGAAUGGAGGAUCACCUAAAGCCGAAGUAGCAGCAAAACAACUUUUGGAUAUAUUACCUACUAUGACAGCAAAAGGAUAUUCACUCUCGAUCCCCAUGCCUGGUCAUCCAACAACAUCCAUGACACUUGAACAAGAUUUAGAUGUAUUGAUGGCAUUAGUUCAAGAACAUGAUGUGAUUUUCUUAUUGACGGAUAGUCGUGAAAGUCGUUGGUUACCUUCUCUUUUAGGUGCAAGAAUGGAUAAAAUGGUCAUCAAUGCUGCUCUUGGAUUCGAUACUUAUUUAGUGAUGCGCCAUGGUCCAACUUCAAGUUCUUUAGGUUGUUAUUUUUGUAACGAUAUUGUAGCACCAACCGAUUCUCUAACGGAUCGUACCCUAGAUCAACAAUGCACCGUGACAAGGCCUGGACUUUCUGCUAUGGCUGCAGCUUUAGCCGUGGAACUGAUGGUAUCAUUAUUGCAACACAAAGACGGGAUCUAUGCAGAAGCUGAUACUGCAACAAGCCAAUCAUCUAGUAUAUUAGGAUUAGUACCUCAUCAAAUACGGGGAUUUUUAGCUCAGUUCAGCAAUAUGUUAAUUGUGGGACAAGGUUAUGAAAGAUGUACGGCAUGUUCGAAAAAGGUAUUGGAUGCUUUUGAUCAAGAUCCUUUGGCAUUGGUGAAGAAAGUCACCAAUGAUUCUCUUGUAUUGGAACAAAUUACUGGAUUGGAUGAAAUGAAAAAACAAAGUGAAGAUUUAAUGGAUCAAGAUUGGUUAUUAGAAGAAGAUGAUUUUUGAUCUUUGUUGGGGAUAAUAUAAUCGUUUUAUUUUUUUUUUUAUGUUGUCGUUAUUCUUUCUUUAUUUUUCUCACGUGUCUUUUUUAAUAAAAACGGAUAAUGUCGGUUUCUACCCUACAAUUGUUUAUUAUUAUUAUAUUUUGAUGUUUGUCCUACAUAAGUUUUGUUUUGUUGUUU